UUCGCAAAGAAAAGUUAAUUAAACAACUUAAGUAGUCACCACUUGCUUAGUGUUUCGUCAGGAAAAAAAUAUCAAAUGCCCAAACAAAACUAUACCUCGUGAAAUCACGAAUCAUACUUCAAUGGCUUCCAUCUCCGGCAUUUGUUCAUCUUCCUAUGCUCUCAAGCUCCGAAAUCGGAAUCAUUCUCCGGCGUUGACCAACCCGUUCCGGAACGGACCGGAGCUGGCCGCGUUCCCGAGCAGACCAAAACUCGGUUCGGAUCGGGCCCUAAGCCUCGUGUCAGUGGCUCGGGAGGUGUCUCCGGUCACCAACGACGGCGCGGAUGCCGCGGUACCGGCGGCGAAGGGGUUCAAGAAGAAGACAGCGUUGGAGAAGGAUCCGAGGGAGCUAUGGAAGAGGUACGUGGAGUGGCUGUACCAACACAAGGAGGUUGGAAUGUACUUGGAUGUGAGUCGGGUCGGGUUUACCGACGAGUACGUGGCGGAGAUGGAGCCGCGGUUCCAGGCUGCGUUCAAGGCCAUGGAGGAGCUCGAGAAAGGUGCGAUUGCGAACCCCGAUGAGGGACGCAUGGUUGGUCAUUACUGGCUUAGGGAUUCUAACCGCGCACCUACCACGUUCUUGAAAUCUCAGAUUGAUAACACUCUUGUUGCUAUUUGCAAUUUCGCCGAUGAUGUCCUCACUGGUAAGAUUAAGCCUCCCUCGUCGCCGGAGGGUCGGUUUACUCAGAUACUGUCUGUUGGAAUUGGGGGUUCAGCUCUUGGCCCACAGUUUGUUGCGGAGGCAUUGGCUCCUGAUAAUCCUUUGCUCAAGAUAAGGUUUGUGGACAACACAGAUCCCGCUGGAAUUGAUCAUCAAAUUGCACAACUUGGUCCUGAGCUAGCUUCAACACUUGUAAUAGUCAUUUCAAAGAGUGGAGGUACUCCUGAGACUCGAAAUGGUUUAUUAGAAGUACAGAAGGCCUUUCGUGAAGCAGGCUUGGAUUUUCCGAAACAGGGUGUUGCUAUAACACAAGAAAACUCUUUGUUAGAUAACACUGCCAGAAUUGAGGGCUGGUUAGCUAGAUUUCCUAUGUUUGAUUGGGUGGGAGGUAGAACGUCAGAGAUGUCUGCUGUAGGCCUGCUUCCAGCGGCCCUUCAGGGCAUUGACAUUAGAGAAAUGCUUGCUGGUGCAGCAUUGAUGGAUGAGGCAACUAGAACUACUGUGUUAAGGAGUAAUCCUGCGGCGCUGCUGGCUCUAUGUUGGUAUUGGGCUACAGAUGGAGUAGGAUCCAAGGAUAUGGUCAUCCUUCCGUAUAAGGAUAGCCUGUUAUUGUUUAGUAGAUACUUGCAGCAGCUAGUCAUGGAAUCUCUAGGCAAGGAGUUUGACUUGGAUGGGAAUCGGGUCAAUCAGGGAAUUAGUGUCUAUGGAAAUAAAGGAAGUACCGAUCAGCAUGCGUAUAUUCAACAACUGAGGGAGGGUGUACACAAUUUCUUUGUGACAUUCAUUGAGGUGCUCCGCGAUAGACCUCCGGGUCACGAUUGGGAACUUGAACCUGGUGUCACAUGUGGUGACUACCUGUUUGGUAUGCUACAGGGAACAAGGUCAGCUUUAUAUGCUAACGAGCGAGAGUCAAUCACAGUCACCGUACAAGAAGUGACCCCAAAAUCAGUUGGUGCUCUUAUUGCACUAUAUGAGCGUGCAGUAGGGAUAUAUGCCUCCCUUGUCAACAUAAAUGCUUAUCAUCAACCUGGUGUCGAAGCCGGAAAGAAAGCGGCAGGCGAAGUAUUGGCUCUUCAGAAGCGGGUUUUGGCCGUGUUAAAUGAGGCAAGCUGCAAACAGCCUAUUGAGCCAUUAACGCUCGAUGAAGUAGCCGAUCGUUGCCAUGCGCCAGAAGAUAUUGAAAUGAUUUACAAGAUUAUUGCUCACAUGGCUGCCAAUGACAGAGCACUUAUCGCUGAAGGCAGCUGUGGUUCACCACGGAGUUUCAAGGUUUUUCUUGGAGAGUGUAACGUUGAUGAAUUGUAUGCUUGAGUUAGACUAAGGAAAUUCACCUGCAAUAAUUAUUGAUUUCGGUUGAAUCUCCUCCAUUAAUAAAAAUGGAGAUUGUUGUUUAGACAAAUUACUGCAAGUUUUAGCUUUGGUAAAUAAAAUUGAAUAAACUGAAUUAAUGCUCAAA
Molecule: messenger RNA, 2156 nt
Organism: Arachis duranensis
Lineage: Eukaryota; Viridiplantae; Streptophyta; Magnoliopsida; Fabales; Fabaceae
Product: glucose-6-phosphate isomerase 1, chloroplastic
Exons: 14
Coding region: 122-2011 (629 amino acids)
Biological process (GO): gluconeogenesis; glycolytic process; glucose 6-phosphate metabolic process
Cellular component (GO): cytosol
Molecular function (GO): monosaccharide binding; glucose-6-phosphate isomerase activity; carbohydrate derivative binding
Source: RefSeq, a predicted model, not a curated record